GAUUGUCAUUUUCUCUUUCAAUUUCGAAAUUUCGUUAUGAAUAUUUUUUGUUUGUUUUCUGAUUGAAGUUUUUUUGACUCUUUUCACUGAUACUUUUUUUUUUAAUCCCUCUGUUAGAAGAAAAAAACACAGCCGCUUCAUUCUGCUAUUUGUUUGGUUUGCAUGUGAUUUUGUCUUUUCGUAUCUAUUUAAAAAAUGUAUACAAAAUAAUAGUUGUUUAGAAACCAAAAAAGUUUAAGAUAAUUAGAGGUUGCAUGUUGCAUGUGGCAUGUUGCAUCCACUCAGAUAUGCCAUAUAUUUUUUCUGUGUAUGUAUGCUUCUUUUCAGUUUCCAAUGUCGAACGAAACAUUCAACUGUAAAUGACUCAUAAUUAUUAUCAAACCUAAGUAUUUAUAAUUAAAGGCUUGCGCUUGAAUAAUAAAUUCAUUUGUUCAAAUAAAUAACGCAGCCGCAGCAGCAACAGCAAAAACAGCGUUUGAGAACGCUUCGUUGUCUUAUCUGUCAACAGAGGAGAGCAUGAGAAAAAAAAAACAGCAUCAACAACAACAGACAAGCCAGCAAAUGAAUGAACGAAAAACAUCUGAAUUAAAAUACCAUUAACUUUUGUAUAAUGUAACAUGAACUGAUUCUUCUCUGCUAAAUUUAAACCAAAAAUCGUUUUUUUUUCGUGUGUUUCGACAACACAACGACAACUUAACAUUUCUCUCUCAUCUCUCGAGCGUAAAGAUGCGGGACGAAAUUCUUCUAGUCUUGAUUACAGCAUCGAUUACACGUUAUGUUGUUGCUGUGUUGUGGAAAAAUGUGCAACACCAAUUUCAAUCGUUGGUCGUUGUUGUGACGUGCACGAGCGGCAUCGUUUGUCAGAGUUUCGUUUACUGUCUUCAAAAAGCGGUUGGUUUUUCUUUAUCGUUUUUAAGCGGCUUCUCAUCACUUUCCGGCCGCUCUAUUCCCAAACGAACUUUCGUAAACUCUCGUGAGCGCGCUCUCUCUCUCUCUCUCCGUAUAUAUUUUUUUUUGAUUUUGUUUUGGUUAUGAAACUACGAAAAUCAAAGACAUAUUAUCGUAAAAUAAAAAUUAUGAGCGCGUCGCCUCUUCUUGGUCAAUAGGCUUUCGAAUUGGAAAUUUUACCGUAGAAAAUGUUCAAUAUAAUAUCGAAAUGCGUGUAAAAACAUGGCAUCUAACAUGGGAUUAUAUGGAAUCGGUGAAAAUAGCAUUUUUAUGUUUGUCUACGGUUUUGUUGUCUGCUUUUCUCUCUCUCUCACUCUGUUUAAACGGUGUAACCUACGCACUGCCAUCGAAUUGUGCAAAUGGUUCAAGACAGCAUGAAUGCACAAUGUAAGAGCAACAACACAGUUCAUGGGCGGUCUACGCGCUACAGCAAAGACGAAGAAAAAAAGGCAGCUCGCACACAUAUCACCACCACGCGGUGUGCGCGCGGUGUAUUGUCUGUUUUAGUGUUUGUCGUUUUUAAUUUUUUUGGUUUAUUUUUUUGUUGUUGAAUAAGCUAUAAAUUACCACAAAUAGCCCUUUUCCGAGUCCUCGCCGCACAUUUAGCGCUUACAAUUUAUUGGACACUUUCAAAGAAGAAGAAGAGAAAACCUUUCUUUGCCCAUAAAAACCACUUAACUUUGACAGCGAGGGCAAAAAGUGAGAGAAAUGAAACAUUUGCUGUGUGGCGGUGCGUUUGUUUUUAUUUCUCUCUAUUCAUUCAAUGAUUUUUUUUUCCCAUUUUGUCACUCAUUUUAUCUUGCAUUCUACACUUGUUGUGGCUCAGCGCCACUCCUAAUCUUGCUUCGAACUGUGAAUUUUUGUUUGGUGUGUCGAUUUUGAAUUUGUUUUUCGAUUUUUUCCUGAUUUUUUUUUCUCUUCUUCUCUCCGUCGCUCUCGCGUGUGUGUGUGUGUCGGAAAUGUAAACAUUGGAACCGAAGGCGCAUAUCACCCAUAUAACCUACGCAUAUGAUUUGUGUCGUUCACGCACCGUUAGAAUUGUGUGUAUUUUUGUAUGACCGCUUAAUGUGAACGUGAAAAGAAAAACAGAACAGAAAAAAAACAUUGCCGCGCGCACCAAAAUAAUGAAUGAAUUAACGGGCACACAAACCAAAUGAAGACAAGAGAACAUGAGACGAAACGAGAGGAAUAACAACAACACCAACAGCCACGAAUAUAUUCUAGAGACCGGGAGAAUUAUGAUGGGCAGUAAAUUAACAGCACAGACAGACAGAUACUAUAUUGAGAUCAAAAAGAAGCCAGUUGAUAUCAAAUUAGAUGUACCAAACACACGGUGCCAUAUGAUACAUGAUGCAUUGCGCAUGUAAUUCACUUAACACUUGACUCUGUCGGGCCGAAUGCACGGUGAGGGAGAGAGAGAGAGAGAGAGAUAGAGAAAAGCUAAUGAAUAAUCUUCGAUAAACAUUUACACUGUGUAUGCACUGGAUGGCUUGGCAUUUCCCUUCAAAGUACUUUCCAUUUGGGUCAUUAAUCGAUUUCUCGGAUGGUUCACUGAAUACACACACAUUCCCGUCUCUAAUUUCAUUUUGAUUGAAUCAUAAACAUUCUUUCGUCCAAAUUGAACAUCAUUACACAAUGAAAUGACGGGCCAGCGGAAAGAAAAUUGAAUAAUUUGAUGAAUCAGAAUAAAGUUGUGGUUCAUUUCAUAAGAAUUAUCAAUGCUGUGAAUAAUAAACAAGCCAGCAAGAACCAGAUCAAUUUCAAUCAUUUAGUCAAUUCGGCGGGAAAAUUGUUUUUUUUCCAUAUACCAAAAAAUCACACGAGCAAAACAAAUAUUUACGUCCUUUCUAAAUAUUUUCGUUAACAUUUUUCGUUACAAUCACUUUAAAAUCGAUGUUUUUUUUUUCAAAAUCCAUUUCAUUGAUUAUUAUGCGCAUUUUUUUCCAUUUGAUCGUGUGUUAUUAACCAGAAAUGAAAUAUGAAAUUUUCGGUGAAUUAAUCCGUGAUUAUUGUAGCCGAUUUGAGUGUAUUUUUUUCCAAAUAAAACAACGCUGCUUAUUCUCGCUUGUGCAUUUUUUUCUUCAGUUUCAUAAGAACAACUCAAUUAAUGCGACUGGCCAACGUAAUAAAAAAAAACAAUUCGAAUGAAGAAAAAAAUGCUUUAGCUCAUCAAGACUUCGGUGUUUUUCCUUUCAAAUUUUUGUUUCGUUGUUGAGAUGUGAGAAGGCCCCAAACCAAGUGUACACGCGUAUUCGUAUCUGAGAUUGGAAUUCCACUCGACGAAUGAUUAUGUCGAAAAUGCUUGCAUUCCCGUCAAGUACAAGGCAGAAAUUGAUUAGAUAUGGUGUAAAGAUAUGUUUCGAAAAUGAACUUAUGUGUCUGUGCAUUCUUUGGUACAUGGUGCUGUGGCACUGAACACCGCUCACACGCACACACACACAAAACGCCCAUAUGGCACACACAUAACCGAAUCAAAUUUGAGUCAGCUGUGCUAAUUAGACCCGUUUCUAAUUAAAUUAAAUUCAUAUUUUGACUGUGGUUUCCAAAUCGCCGCUGCUAAUGCAUAUGGCUCGUUAAGCCGCAUGAUUUGUGCUGCACUGUGCUGUGCUGUUCUGUGUGUGUGUCAUUGAAAGCAGCAAGCGGCGUGCAAAAGGAACAAACAACAAUCUCAUAUUGUUUCUGUACGGAUAUUUACGGGCUGAUUUGUGUAUAUAUCGUCGCCGUCGUCGUCGUCGUCGUCGUUUUUUCUGCGUUUGAGAAGCGCAUUUCUCGGAAUCAUGUUAUUAAUACGGAGCUCAUUGAGCAGUAGACAAAGUCCGAUUAUUGUUUUGCCGUGUGUCUUUUUUUUUGGUUUAUUUCAUCCUCAUGUUUACUGUUUAGCCGUAGAAAUUUUCAAAUAAUCUCCACUUAACUGGUGCUGCGCUUCAAUGCACAUGUAAACGUUUUUGCACUGUGUGGCUCAUUCACUCUCGGUGUGGCUCGUUUGUUCAGUGUGAAAAUGAAACGAAAUCUACUAAUUAUUCUCAUCAAAUGACUUUUCUUUUCCGAAGUGUGUGUGCGAAUGUAACUCAUAAAGAGCUGCUUCAUCCAGUACAUUUCAUUCAUAUUUGAUUUCCGUGACGCAGAAGAAUAUUUCUAGAUAUUUGCCUCCAUCGUCGUCGUCGCCGCUAUGCCGCUAUCUUUGUUGCUGUUGCAAAAGGCUAUAUCGUGAUCUUGUGCUUUGUUAAUAGCUGAGCAAAUAUGCUCGCAAUGCGGCAACCGCGAAACAGAAACAAUCAUUGUGAUUGAUCACGCUGUUUCGUACUCGCAAAAUAUGCUCAUUUUUUCCUCUCUACAUUCCAUUGCCAUGUUUUUUCAUCUAAUUUGUUUCAGCGUCGUUUUUUUCUGCUCCUCCAUCAUUUCGUUCACUAUUUUGUUAAGGUUGAGACCUGGCUGUGGCAACUAAAAUGUCACGCAUUUCGAGUAAAGAUAAAUGUUUGUAUGAAAGCAGCAACAGCAACAACACCCGAACUGCAGGCAAUUUCAUUUGAAUAUUAAAAGGUUCUGUGUGUGUGUGUGUGUCCUACCUCUUUGCAGCACUUGAAACAGUGCCGCGGCGUAGCGGCUAGCUAAAAUGUCAAUGUGCGUGGAUCAUUGUCGGUUGUACUAACGUGGCCUUGGUGUGCUUCGAUUGAAAAAGAAUUUCAAAUCACAACAGCCGAUCUAUGAGCAUUGAGACUGUUUUUGUUUCGCAUUUUUCACUCCCUCUCUCUCUCCAUCUCACACACACCAUUGGCGGUUACACACAAUUAAUAUUCAUUUCGCAUGUAUUCGCAAAUGUUUAAUAUGACCAAGAGUCCAUCCUACUUUGUGCAAUAAAAUUUAAAGAGAAAAAAAAUCAGCAGAAUAAACGGCAGAAGGUAACCCAUUUGAAUGAAAACGAUUAUAAUUCCGUUUGUCGGAUAAUAUUCCGAUUUUUCAUUCCAUUCAGAGAGUUCAUUUCAAAUGUGAUUCUUAUUCGAUCUUUCGAAAGAUGUACUUUUUACUUCUUCCGAUGUGAACAGAAUAAAGCUUGAGGAGAAAAAAUGCCGCGCUCCUCAUCUUCUCCAUCGUGCACGAUCAAGAGAAAUAGAACAUGUGCAAUAUAGCUAGAGAAAGAGAGAGAGAUAGAGAGUGAAUAAAAUUGAUAUGAAUCGAAAACGAUAAUUUCUUUGUUUGGGCAAAGUGCAACGUGAUUUUUUGCUCUUUGUGUCGUUGUCGACGUGUUUGAGUAUUUACUACGGAAUAAAAUUUUUUUUUCAUUUUUAUUAAUUUUUCACGUCAAUUCCCAUUGUUUGAACAGUGCCUGAGUCAGUGCUGAUUUGACACUGAAAUGGCAACGUAUCAAACAACGAACGAAAGAAAAAAAAAAAAGCAACAAUCAGCGACAAACACAAAAGGCACGAAUUUGAAUGCGCUCAAACGUAUUUAAGUCGACGAGUUGUCACAUAUAAGAAAGGCAAAUGACUCAUGUCUACACGAUUCACCGUGCAUAAAAACAUGAUGAUAUUAUUUUUGAAGCGAUUUUGAAACUUGUUUGGCUAUUUGUCUGUGAGCACAUUGAAAGUUUCGAUGACGUUUUUAGCGUGCGAGCAACGACGUCGACGAUGACCACAAAAGCCCCAAACAAAACCAAGAAAUGGAAACAGAAAAUUUAUUUCCAUUUCUAUUUGCUUAUCAUGUUUUUAUAUUUCGAUUAAGUUCGACAAUUUCAAGUAGUCCAAACGCACCAGCCCAAACAAAAUGGAAAUAGAAAAAAAAAAGAAAAAGAAACAACCGACACUACAACAAAUUCUUGUUUGCAUAUCUAAGUAAUUGCGAUAUGGGAUCGACUUUUGAACAAUUUUAAUGGACACAGCCGUAAACGAAACAAGUUUCACGGCUCAUUGCUUUGACCAUACGCUAGAUUUGUUUUUCUUUUAUCUAUUCGCUUACACUUCGUCUACGUAUUGGCCGAUCAUGCUUGCGUGUGCUGUCGCAGUCGCGAGUAGAAAAAAUUUCACUUUGCAAUUUUUUUUUCUCGUUUACUUCUAUUUCUUUUUAAAAUGCGGUCGUGAUCUUAAUCAUGUAGCUCAUUAGACUCGUACCAUUUCCCAUUCUAUUUAAAUGUAGAUUUUGAUUAAUUUAUGCCACAUUUUAGUGGCAAACUUUUUGACCCGACCAAGAAAAAUGUAAUUGAAUCUUUUCUUCUUCUUUCGGUCGACAAACACACACAAGUGGCUUUUUGACUAUUUCAAAAUUUCAUGAAUUAAAAGCUAUUUCAUGCGGUGAAAUUGCCAAAUCAACGUUUAAACAUGAGAAUCUGUUGACACUGCGCCGUUGACUCGAGAUCAAAAGCGGACAAAGAGAGUUCAAAAAGCGAAGACAUAAUGUGAAUCGUGGCCAUUGGAUUAAAUAGAAAAGAAACAAAUCUUAAGAAGUACGUAGACCAAGGGCGAUCCACUUUUUGAAUUUCGACUCUGCGACCGAUGGUCAACGUGAUCGACAAUGUGCACUUGGAAACAGGCGUCAACAACAAUGGAGACAAUGACAACAACAAAUGAGCCGCAAUUGGCACUAAUCUCAAGUUUGUUGUGCCCGAACAAAGCACCAAGUGUUAUCAGUCUAAAUUGAACUUAUAUUAAAUUAUCAGUUUGAUCAAACAAACCCCAUUCGGCUAUUCUUUUCUUUUCGCAUCACAUUUAGUACAAGCGCACAAGUCAAUAAUCAAUGUGAAUUAAACGCCAUUGUUCGCCACUAUAAAUUUGACUCAACGCAAAUGUAAAGGCGGCCAAUUUAUGGGGUGAUUUUCCGCACCGAUUUUAUCAUUCGAAACACACAUGUUGUCUUAGCUCGUUCGAUUUUUAUUGCGAAACAAAUCGAGAGAGAGUGUGAGACACAUUCAGCGUCUGAGUCUAUCACAAUCAUCAUUGAAUAGACACAUGUUUGUCCGUAUUGUUUCGUAUUAUCCACCAGUAAGCUUCCGUAAAAGGAAGCUCAACCGAUAUAUCACCGUCGGUAAUUGCGUAUUAUGAUCGUCUUAGCUCGUCGUCCACCGAUCACACCAAUUCACUUAAAAGUCUGUCACACAGCAAAUCUUCCCUUCUUAUCGAUACAAACACGAGCUACAACAAUAAUCCAUUGCUUGAUUUCGAUCGAGUAACAUCACGAACGAGAGUUGCAAAUGUGGAAGAGACAUUAAUAAAAUCACUGAAACCAACGCCGCCACCAUUGCCAAAAUUACCACCGCCAUCGAUUCAUCGACGUCAUCGUAAUUUUCGUGCACUAUCGGCAAAUGUGCAACGGCUCAUAUCACAUUCGAAUACAUCGUUACAUCCGGACGAUAUGAACGAGAAUCAUUUGGCUGACGACGAUUCUUCAAAUUUGAAUUGUGUGAGGAAGCGUUUUUUGGCCUCACAAAUUACCGUGCCAACAACCGUGGUAACGAAUGGCAGCAGCAAAUUUAAGCAUCCACUGUCAAAGAAUACAUGCAAACUGACACAGUCCGGCGGAAAUGACUUGGUCAUCGAUGGUGAUUCAGAUGGUGGAUAUGUUACACCACCGGAAAUUCCCUAUGCAAACAUCGACCAUGUGUAUGACAUUGUCAAUGCGAAUGUGAACAGCGAUGAUCCUGAUGAAGAUACCGUCGAUAAAACGCCCAUCAAUGAGUGUCCACCAUUCGAUUUUAACCAUGAAAUCAACUCGAACAUUUUGGACGACGAUGUGUACGAUGAAGUGGUCAAAGAAGAAGCAAACGAAAAUGAAGAGGCUGAAGCGGAACACAAAAAUGCAUGGGAAUCUAGUGAAAAUAAUGAUACGGCCGCCGUGGCUACCGCCGAUGAUCCAUUAAUUUCCUUGAAAAAUACGAGUUUUAUACAUUCGAUUGCAAAUAAAUGUGAACACGUUCCGGCAAAUGAUUCGUCACAAAGUGGUAGUGCGCAAAAUUCACCGACACUUUCACAAAAAUCCACCGCCAGCCACGAUAGUCAAACGACAAAAUCAACGACGGCGACGCCAACAAAAAGCCAAUUAUUUGCAAUUAAAGCUCAAGUCAUUGAACAAAGUACAAAGAAACAUUCACCAAUAAGUAGCUCCUCCUCGGGCAAUGAUACAACCACAUUGGCUAAUGCAGUGGAAAGUGAUCCAUUGCCCGCGACUUAUAAUAAUAACAACGAAGCAACGGCAGUUCCAGUACCGGCAGCCACACCACCAACAACGACAGCGGUCAAUCACAAGGAGAACGCUCAAUUCACGAUUGACUUGAAGCGCACGAAAAUUCGUCCAUUGUCAUCGGUUUCGAUUAGUUCGACGAGUUCAUCGUCAAGCUCAGCGUCCGAUGAGCAUUCAUCGAAUCAAAAUGCUAUUUCAUAUUUGGCGAGUGUUGAGAGUUUAGCGGAUCACAGUGAAAAUGAAUUGGCCAUUACGAGCCCCAGUUUAACUGUCACCGAACGUGCUUGCCUAGAAAUUAUCGACUCCGAACGCAAUUAUGUCGAUGAUUUGGGUCAAGUUAUCCGAGGCUAUUUGAAUGACUGGCAAGAGCGAGGCCAUCUCGAAGCGCAAGAGCUGAACACAUUGUUUGGAAACAUUCAGGAAGUGUACGACUUCAAUGUGAUAUUACUGAGAGAAUUGGAGCAAUCCGGUACGGAGCCGAAUAAAAUAGCGAAAUCCUUUAUCAAGCUGCAAGACAAAUUCGAUGCAUAUACACAAUACUGCACCAGUUAUCCAGAUGCCAUAUCGUUGUUAACAACAUUGCUACAGGCUUCGCAUACGAAUGCCUUACUAGCAACAACACAAAAAAGUCUACAACAUACGCUGCCGCUGGGCUCAUAUCUACUGAAACCAGUUCAACGCAUUCUCAAGUACCAUUUGCUGCUCGAUAAUCUUCGAAAGCAUUGCGAUGUAGUUGAGGUGUUGCAAGCUCAUGAUAUCAUGAGGAAUGUGGCUCAGCACAUCGAUCAAGUGAAGCGAAAUCUGGAGCAACAAAGUCGUGUACGUGAGCUAUCGGGAAUUUUAGACGGUUGGCUCGGGCCCGAGCUAACCGUUCUAGGUGAUUUGGUACUCGAAGGAAUGCUCACAGAAAAUGGCAAACCACGAACUGUGCUACUUUUCGAGCGUAUGCUGAUUAUCACCAAGAAAAAGGAAGAUAAUCGACUUCAGCUCAAGACAUACAUUAACUGUAAGAGCCUAAUGUUGAUUGAACAUUUGCCGGGCGAUCCAGAAAGUUUUAGUGUAAUUCCAUACAAUGAUCUACAUCCGAAUCAAAUCAAAUUAACGGCACGAAAUCGAGACCAGAAGCGUAAAUGGGCACAGCACAUUAAGCAAGUCAUGCUAGCCCACUUUGAUAUUCCGAAUCGUGCGAAAGAGUUACUGUUUCAAUUGGGCGAAGAGGAUGAUCGUUCAACCGAUAAAAACACAUGGCGUUGGAAUCAUAACUCAUCGACAACACCCGAAUAUCUGGAACGACGCAAUCAGUAUCGUCGCAGUGAAAUGCGUUAUCGAUCGAAAAAAUCGCGAAAAAUCUUCAAUGCCAGUUUAUCAAUGGUCGAAGAUCAAUUUGAUCAACCAAUCACAAAUGCCGACAAUGGCAAAAACAAGCAGUUAGAUUCAAUGAUAAAGGAGCUGCAACAACGGAAUUCGUUGAUCAAACAAAAUGACGACACCGUAUCCAUUAUGAGCGGCACAACGCAAGCGACUGAUUUGGAAUCAAGAACUGAUGAUAAUGAUGAUCUGAGCAUUUGCAACGACUAUGAAAUACCAUUCGAUGCAAACAAAGCGCUACCGUGUAAACCGGCAUCAGCUUUGGAUAAGGCAAAAUCCAAACUGCUUGAAGUUCGAAUUUACAAUACAAAAACGUUGCCCAAGCGCAUCGCAAAUCUGAAGAAGCAACGAUCAAAAACGCUGAAGGAAACCUCAAAGUUUUACAUGGAUUUGCCGGAAGAAAACACCGAUACGGUUCUGAAAAUCACCGAAACAUCCGAUGAUUUAUCGAUUGGUGAUGGUCGGGUGAAUCGACGGCGUGCAUCUCUCGAUGCAACCGACACAAUCUCGAAGAAUUUGGAUGACAGCAAUCGAAAAUUGUCCAGUGUGUCGUUGCUGACGCCUUCGAAUCUCAUUCAAAAACACGCAAUAAAUAAAAGCAAGCGUGACAUCGAUAUUAUUUCGGAAUUGUUGAAGGAUCACAAAGAAUUCGAUCGGAUUUUGAAAAAGCCACCAAAGAAGCUGUCCGAAAGUGAAAAAUCAUCGCCCAAUCAUGAGCUGCGAAAUUCAAAAUUCGCCAAAGGUGAACUGUUCUUUAAAUUGCCGCUGCCACCCAUUCCCGUUGAAGCAAAUGAGUUCAGUAGGAGUGAGAAUUUUAUUCAACGUGAUCUGCCGCCUGAACCGAUCUACGAGUCACUUCUGCGAAAUGUGCAUGUUCCGUAUAAAUUUCCAUCGCCGGUUUUAAAUCGAUCAUUGUCACAGCCAAACAGUCGAUUCCUGAAGGUCAAACGGCCCACCGAAGCACCACCAAAACGUCCCGAUUCCGAUUAUGUGACGUUGACUUUUGAUGAAAACGGCGAAAUGACCAGCAUUGAUGAUGAGGUGCGGCUACCGAAACAUGGAUCACAUUUUCGUAAGAGCGAUACAAACAUCAAUUAUCACGUACGAAAAAUGUCCGAUGAAAAGGUGCCAUCGUUCGAAUCGUUCAGCUCAUUCAUUGAGGGAUCGCGACGCAGCACAUCAAGCGAAACUGACUACAGCAACGUGAGCAUUUCGAGCAUUCAAACGACCAAAUCGUCCGAUCUACUGUCACCGCAGAACACAUCACACGAUGCUUCAACGUUCAACGGCACGGAAGUCUACAAAAGUGUGGAUCAUUUAAAUUUUGGCAAACCAUCGAAUAAACUGCCCGAACGACGUGUGUCCGAUGUGACUGGCAUGCAUCGCAAGAGUAUCAUUCAUAAGCAGGGUAGCAAAGCACUUGGAUCUCGUAUCGCCUCCGUUGAUUAUGCCGAUCCAAAAAUCUUAUUUGCAAACAACAACAGCUACUUGUCGUUGACGAGUAAACCGUUUAUUCAAAGUUUGGCCAACUUACAACGAGAUUCAGCCUUUUCAUUGACUUCAUCAAAUGAUAGCGUUAACAUUGCGGCAAGUCAAGAUAUUCCAAAAACGCCAACAGUUGAACCACAACAGGUCACCGUGAUUUAUACGAAUCAACAGGUGAAAAACGAUACAAUCGAUGUACCGACGUUGAAUGUGUGCAAAGCGUCAUCGUCAUCGCAUUCGAGCAGUAGCAGCAGUGGCGAUGAUUCAUACUAUGAAAAAACGGUUGAGUCAUACUUGGAAAAUGAUGGAAUUUUCCGUGAUUCGGCCAUUUACAGUGACGACAACACGGAGAAGCCAUACUCACGCCCCGAACACAUUUACAGUACAAUCGAUGAGGUGAAACAAGAGGAAAAGGUGAAACCGGCCAUUCCACCGAAAUUGAAUUUGGCAAAGGUGCAAAAUGCCAGUGUUAUUACACGCUCAGCACCACCGCCACCACUUCCAGCUAAACCAUUGUUUGCACCGCCCGCUUUACCGGCCAAAGUUGGCAAACGUUGCGAACAAACUCUCGAAAAAUUGAUGGCCACCCCAUUGCCACCGCCACCAUCAACCGAAAAUACUAAUCCAUUUCGGAAAAGCGACACUCCAUCAACAAAUUCAAACUCAUCCGACAGUGAUACGGUCAAAACACAAUCAAUCAUCACCAUGAAACAGAAAUCGAUGGAAGAGCAGGAAAAACGACUGUCGGAAAAGAGCAUUCAAAUAACACCGCCACCGAUUCCUGCCCGAAAUUUUUCCAACAAAAAUGCAUCAUGGGUCAUGAAACAGAUACAGAACCUUGAACUCCAGAACUUCGAGAAAUAAGAACUUUGAGAAAGAAGCUUGCCCAUUGUUUUGAAUGCAAUUGGGGAUCUUUACAGUAAUUACAUAAUUGUAAUUUCAUACAUCAUCGAACAUGUACCGCGGUGCCUAGAGCUUAGCACCGCUAAGUUGAGUAAAUAUAGAUUUAGAAAAAAAAAAUUGUAUUUUUUCAAAUUGGGAUCGAAAAAAAAUGACUAGUCAAACGAAUAUUAUUCGCUUUGUAGUUGCAAUUGGCAUUAUGCACGUUACGUGCAAUAAAAACAAUGCUCUUGAAUAUGAUGUGUUAAUGUCAAUCAAACAGAAGAAAAAAACCUAUAGAUGGCAAUCAAUAAUAAUAGUUCCUCAUCGCAAAUUAGAAAAUUUAAUCGGAAAAAAUUAAAUAUGAGAAAAUUGUACUUUGAUCUAAUUCGUACAAUUGAAAGAGAAAAGGAAAGAAAAUUCAUUAAUUAUUAAUUGUGUUUUUGAGCAAUUGUAAAGUGAGAAAAAUCGACUGUAUUUUUUUUAAGUGGUAGAAGCGAAAAGCAAGCAAACAAUUUAUACAUAAAAAUAAUGGCAUUUCGAAUGUUUUAAUCAAGUAUUUUACACAUCCAUCCACGUCCACACAUACACAAUUUAUGGGAAAUUUAUUAUAUAUAUUAUAUACACGUAUUUAUCAAAGAGAUUUAUUUAGAUGUUCAAAGGGAAGAAAAGAAAAAUUCUACAAGAUGAACUAUUUUGCACUUAUUAAGUCCAUCACAGAAAAUGAAAAGAAAAUUUUAACACAUGUUUGUAAUGUUCUUCUGUUUAGCGAUUUUCUAGAUUCUUUUUUUUUUAAAUUCAAGCAAAGGCAUUCUAUUCAGAUUUAAAGAUGUAUUCUUGCUUUCUUUUUUAAAUGCACUAGUUGAAGAUAGUUUGCGCCAUUGCGAAUUAUGUCAUGCAAAUCGAAUAAUUUGCGAAUAAUUUAGAAGAAAAUUGUACGUUUGAAAUUCUUUUCUAUGUAUUUAAAAUAUUUAAGUAUGAAUUAGUUUAUUUUUGUUUGUGUAUUGAGGAGAAGAAAUGCGCGCAGGACCACACAAAAGUCAGCUAAAUAUUUAUUACUACUGUCCCUCAUUUAAAUAAUGUAAUAUCUGAAAAUAAACAUUUCAUAUGCAAAACA
This is a messenger RNA of Sitodiplosis mosellana (orange wheat blossom midge), 12964 nucleotides long. RefSeq lists its product as uncharacterized. The record is from RefSeq and is a predicted model, not a curated record. Bases 7291 to 11832 code for a protein of 1513 amino acids. NCBI's taxonomy places the organism in Eukaryota, Metazoa, Arthropoda, Insecta, Diptera, Cecidomyiidae. The transcript is spliced from 7 exons. Gene Ontology annotation, molecular function: guanyl-nucleotide exchange factor activity.